Messenger RNA from Protopolystoma xenopodis, 498 nucleotides. The record is from the annotation of a GenBank genome assembly. NCBI's taxonomy places the organism in Eukaryota, Metazoa, Platyhelminthes, Monogenea, Polystomatidea, Polystomatidae.
AUGUUCUGCAGCCCUUACUACGAGCCUUAUGAUUAUGACCGCUAUUGGUGCCCUCAACCCCCUCCGUACGGACAGUACGGACCUGAAUGGAAGCCAUAUUUAGCUUCAACACACCAAUCACCAGACUUUUGGAUACCGCCAGGGGGCACUGUUCCCCCAGUACCUAACACAUCAUCCGCUUUUGCUGGUUUCUCAAAUGUCCCCCCGACCAGGCCUGACGUCGGACCGGGCUUCCCUAGAUGGGGCUGUGGAUGCGGUGCCUGCUGGACCAACAGUGCUGGAAAUGAUCCUUUUACUGCUCAAAAUGGGCAGGCCGGGAACUAUGCGAAUAUGAAAAGUGCAGCUUGCGCCUGCACCGGUGUUGGUGCUUCCAGAUAUCCAACUUUUUCUAAAAAUGAAAGGAUCAAUGCUUAUCAAAGAGGUGAUGGGACUGCAGGCUGCUGUUCAAACCACAACUUUCGUGCACCGAGACCUUGGAAUUUUAACCAGUGGUGGUGA